AUGGCUGCUUCCCGAUCUACUCGUGUUACAAGAUCAACAGUGGGGUUAAACGGCUUGGAUGAAUCUUUUUGUGGUAGAACUUUAAGGAAUCGUAGCAUUGCUCACCCUGAAGAAAUUUCUUCUCAUUCUCAAGUACGAUCAAGAUCACCAAAGAAGAGACCAGAACCUGUGCAAAUUCAGAAAGGAAAUAAUAACAACAAUAAUGGAAGAACCACUGACUUAAAACAGCAGAGUACUCGUGAAUCGUGGGUAAGCCCUAGAAAAAAAGGACUUUCUUCUUCAGAAAAGGAUAAUAUAGAAAGGCAGGCAAUAGAAAAUUGUGAGCGAAGGCAAACAGAACCUGUUCCUCCAGUUUUAAGAAGAAUUAAGCGUUGUCUUAGAUCUGACGCACCAAACGGUUCAGAAGAAGAUUCACCUAUCAAAUCAGAGAAAGAUUCAGUAGAACAGAGGAGCACAGUAGUGGACAAUGAUGCAGAUUUUCAAGGGACUAAAAGAGCUUGUCGAUGUCUUUUACUGGAUGAUUGUGAGAAAAGGGAAAUUAAAAAGGUGAAUGUCAGUGAGGAAGGGUCACUUAAAUCUGCAGUAGUUGAAGAUAUCACGGGCUAUUUGGCUGUCAAUGGUGUUGAUGACAGUGAUUCUGCUGUUAUAAACUGUGAUGACUGUCAGCCUGAAAGGAACACUAAACAAAGUAGCACUGGUUCCUGUGUGUUGCAGGAGAAAUCAGUAGCUGAAAAUGGGGAUUCGGAUACCCAGACUUCAGUGUUCCUUGAUAGGAAGGAGGACAGUUAUAUAGACCAUAACGUGCCUUGCACAAAUACUGAAGUGCAGGUCAAGUUGGAGGACCACAAAAUAAUAACUGCCUGCCUGCCUGCGGAACAUGUUAAUCAGCUGACUACUGAGCCAGCAACAGGAGGGCCUUUUCCUGAAAAUCAGUCAUCUUUAAGGGAUUCUGAGGAGGAAGUAGAUGUGGUGGGAGAUAGCAACGCCUCAAAAGAGCGAUGUAAUGAAAACACCAAUAACACCCUGGACACAAAUCUUGAGAGUAUGCCAGUCUCUGGAGAACCAGAACCAUCAUCUGUUCUAGACUGUGUUUCAGCUCAAACGAUGUCUUUGUCAGAACCUCAAGAACAUCGCUAUAUCCUGAGAACUUCACCACGAAGGGCCGCCCCUGCCAGAGGUAGUCCCAGUAAAAGUAAUUCUCCUUGCAGAGAGAAUGGACAACUUGAGGAGAAUAAUCUUAGUCCCAAUGAAACCAAUACAGCUAUUAGUGAUAAUAUAAGUGAGUCUCAGACAAAUCCUGAUGAAAUUUCCCAGAAUGAAAAAGGGAUAUGUUGUGACUCUGAAAAUUAUGAAAGUGAAGGACUAAGUAAGCCACCCUCAGAGGCAAGACUCAAUAUUGGACAUUUACCAUCUGCCAAAGAGAGUGCCAAUCAGCACAUUACAGAAGAGGAGGAUGAUGAUCCUGAUGUUUAUUACUUUGAAUCAGAUCAUGUGGCACUGAAACACAACAAAGAUUAUCAGAGACUGUUACAGACAAUUGCAGUACUCGAGGCUCAGCGCUCUCAAGCAGUUCAAGACCUUGAAAGCUUAGGCAGACACCAGAGGGAAGCAUUAAAAAAUCCGAUUGGAUUUGUGGAGAAACUCCAGAAGAAGGCUGAUAUAGGGCUUCCAUAUCCUCAAAGAGUUGUUCAGUUACCUGAUAUUUCAUGGGACCAAUAUACCAAUAGCCUUGGGAACUUUGAAAGAGAAUUUAAAAACCGUAAAAGACAUACUAGAAGAGUUAAACUAGUGUUUGACAAAGGUUUACCUGCUAGACCAAAAAGUCCUUUAGAUUCUAAGAAGGAUGGGGAGUCCCUUCCUUACUCUAUGUUACCUUUGAGUGAUGGUCCAGAAGGCUCAAAUAGUCGUCCUCAGAUGAUAAGAGGACGCCUGUGUGAUGAUACUAAACCUGAAACAUUUAACCAAUUGUGGACUGUAGAAGAACAGAAAAAACUUGAGCAGCUACUUCUUAAAUACCCUCCUGAAGAAGUAGAAUCUCGACGCUGGCAGAAGAUUGCAGAUGAACUGGGCAAUAGGACAGCAAAACAGGUUGCUAGUCGAGUGCAGAAGUAUUUCAUAAAGCUAACAAAAGCCGGCAUUCCAGUCCCAGGAAGAACACCAAAUUUAUAUAUGUACUCUAAAAAGUCUUCAACAAGCAGACGACAGCAUCCACUUAAUAAGCAUCUCUUUAAACCUUCUACUUUCAUGACGUCCCAUGAACCUCCUGUAUAUAUGGAUGAAGAUGAUGACCGAUCAUGUUUUCAUAGCCACAUGAACACUGCUAUUGAGGAGGAAUCAGACGAAGAAAGUAUUCCUGUUAUAUAUAGGAACUUACCUGAAUAUAAAGAACUAUUACAGUUUAAAAAAUUAAAGAAACAGAAACUACAACAAAUGCAAGCUGAAGGUGGAUUUGUGCAACAUGUGGGCUUUAAGUGUGAUAACUGUGGCAUAGAACCUAUCCAGGGUGUUCGGUGGCACUGUCAAGAUUGUCCUCCAGAAAUGUCUUUGGAUUUCUGUGAUUCCUGUUCAGACUGCCUACAUGAAACAGAUAUCCACAAGGAAGAUCAUCAAUUAGAACCUAUUUAUAGGUCAGAGACAUUCUUAGACAGAGACUACUGUGUGUCCCAGGGCACCAGUUAUAAUUACCUUGACCCAAACUACUUUCCAGCGAAUAGAUGA
This is a messenger RNA of Elephantulus edwardii (Cape elephant shrew), 2718 nucleotides long. It is a transcript of the gene ZZZ3, whose product is annotated as zinc finger, ZZ-type containing 3. Bases 1 to 2718 code for a protein of 905 amino acids. Lineage: Eukaryota; Metazoa; Chordata; Mammalia; Macroscelidea; Macroscelididae. Gene Ontology annotation, molecular function: zinc ion binding. The transcript is spliced from 11 exons. The record is from RefSeq and is a predicted model, not a curated record.